AUGUCGUCACAGUGGUAUAUAGAGAACCCCAAUGUUGGCAAGAAGAACCAAGUAGAGGACUGGAGAGUUCUUGGAUACAACCCCCUCACUCCACCAAACCUCCUCCAACAUGAGAUUUCGCAAACCAACAUGUCAAAGAGCACAGUCGUCUCCUCUCGAGAAGAAGCUGCAGCCAUUGUUAGGGGCGAGGACGCCAAUGGCCGCCUCCUCGUCAUCAUCGGACCGUGCUCUAUCCAUGACCCUCAAGCUGCUCUAGACUACUGCGAUCGUUUGCUGAAAAUGAGAGAGAAGCACGAGGAUCAGCUCAUGAUUGUCAUGCGCUCUUAUCUUGAAAAGCCCCGAACAACUGUUGGCUGGAAGGGGCUCAUCAAUGACCCCGAUAUCGACAACUCCUUCCAGAUCAACAAGGGGCUGAGAACUGCCCGGCAACUGUUCGUUGACUUGACGGAGAAAGGAAUGCCCCUUGCCAGUGAAAUGCUGGACACUAUUUCGCCCCAGUUCCUCGCUGACCUGCUUUCAGUCGGCGCGAUUGGGGCCCGAACCACAGAGUCUCAACUUCACCGUGAAUUGGCUAGUGGACUUUCUUUCCCCGUUGGUUUCAAGAAUGGCACGGACGGCUCUCUUGACGUUGCUGUAGAUGCGAUUGGGGCCGUCAAACACCCCCAUCACUUUCUCUCUGUCACAAAACCAGGUGUAGUCUCCAUUGUUGGAACAGUUGGGAAUGAAGACUGCUUUGCUAUUCUUCGUGGAGGGAAGAGUGGAACCAACUACGAUGCAAAGAGCAUACAAGCGGCCAAGUCGAAGCUGGCCGAGAAGGGUCUGUCUCAACGACUCAUGGUUGACUGCAGCCAUGGAAACUCCCAAAAGAACCACAAGAACCAGCCUAAGGUGGCUGCAGUUCUUGCUGAACAGAUCGCCGCCGGCGAGGAAGGGAUUAUGGGAGUCAUGAUUGAAAGCAACAUCAAUGAAGGGAACCAAAAAGUUCCCCCGGAAGGCAAAGCAGGUCUAAAAUACGGUGUCAGUAUUACUGAUGCUUGUAUCAACUGGGCCGAUUCCGAGUCUGUUCUUGACUUGCUUGCUAAGGCAGUCAAGCAGAGGCAGUCCAUGCGAAAUGGUAACGCCGGUGAAUAA
Molecule: messenger RNA, 1131 nt
Organism: Nannizzia gypsea CBS 118893
Lineage: Eukaryota; Fungi; Ascomycota; Eurotiomycetes; Onygenales; Arthrodermataceae
Product: phospho-2-dehydro-3-deoxyheptonate aldolase
Exons: 4
Coding region: 1-1131 (376 amino acids)
Biological process (GO): aromatic amino acid biosynthetic process
Cellular component (GO): cytoplasm
Molecular function (GO): 3-deoxy-7-phosphoheptulonate synthase activity
Source: RefSeq, a predicted model, not a curated record